Molecule: messenger RNA, 765 nt
Organism: Humulus lupulus (European hop)
Lineage: Eukaryota; Viridiplantae; Streptophyta; Magnoliopsida; Rosales; Cannabaceae
Product: protein neprosin-like
Exons: 4
Coding region: 1-765 (254 amino acids)
Source: RefSeq, a predicted model, not a curated record
AUGGGUUUUGAAAAUAUUAGAACCGUGGUUACAAGGAGUAACUUACUCACCUUGGCAAUUUUAUGUUAUGUUCUUAUUCCAAAUAUUGAUUUUGCUGAUGGAAGAAGAUUACAUAAGUUUGGCAAGCGCAAGGGAACCAUCAAAACCAUAGAGAGUGAUGAUGGUGAUGUGAUCGAUUGUGUUGAUAUAUACAAGCAACCUGCUUUUGAUCAUCCACUUCUCAAGAACCACACCAUAGAGAGUGAUGGGUAUAGAAACACAGGUUGUUACAAUCUUGAUUGCCCUGGUUUUGUACAAGUAAGCAGGAUGGCUGCUAUAGGUAGUAAACUGAAUCCCAUUUCCACAUAUGACGGGAAGCAAAACGUUAUAAAUGUUGUCUUAAACCAGCACAAGGAGAGUGGACAAUGGUGGGUGCAAUAUCAAAAUGAGCCAAUAGGUUAUUGGCCCAACUCCAUAUUCACGACUCUGAAGAAUGGGGCAGACCUCCUGAGUUGGGGUGGCGAAAUUGUCAACAACGGGAUUACUCAUCACUCGGAGACUCAGAUGGGGAGUGGUCAUUUUCCGGCCGAGGGUUUCGGUAGAGCAAGCUUUUUCAGUAAUAUAGGCUACUUCGAUGGCUCCGGAUUCAUCAAUGAUCCCGAAAAACUCACCCCUUUUGCUUCCAAGCCUUCUUGCUACGAUGUCAAAGUAGCUGCCGACAAGGCAGAUUUAGGAACUCAUUUCUUCUAUGGUGGUCCUGGCUAUUCUGACAAAUGUCCAACUUGA